AUGCCACUCCUCCUCCUCUUUAGCAUCUUCACCUUCAUCCUCAGCACCUUCGCCACAAACAACAACACGACCGCCACCUCAAAUCCCACCCGUACCAUCUCCAUCUCCGCCGGCUUCUCCGCCCGCGUCCCCGUCUCCCUCGUCUCAGCCCCCAUCUGCGGCCCCACAACCCUCGCAGUCGACAUCUGCGACGUGCAAAUCUGCACAACCGUAAACGGCACCCGCUUCCCCAGUGGUCUCGCCCAUGUAACGCUCUCCACCUCCCUCUACCACCUCCACUUCGACUUGAUCGCCACCAGCGAUACUGCAACUUGGACGAUUUCAGGGAGCAGUACGUGCUCGUUGCAUGGAGUGCCAAGCACCAUCACCUCGAAGGUGUGCACAGGCAGGGUGUCGGCUUGGAUCCCGGAUGUGACGACCGUGUCGUACGCUGCGAAUGCCACGACGACUACGGACCUUGAAAAACUGGGGAUGGGACAGGUCUUGGUUACUGGUGGUCUUGAAAAGCUACCUGCGCCAUCUGCGUCUUGCGUGACGGGAGCAACGGCUUCGGGAACGUCGUCUGGUAUGGCACUCGGCUCUGCUGUUGUUGAGGUUGUGAAGGUGUUAAUGCCGGCUGGGGCUGUCGGGAUCGUGGGGGCUGGGUUGUUGUUGUAA
Molecule: messenger RNA, 657 nt
Organism: Fulvia fulva
Lineage: Eukaryota; Fungi; Ascomycota; Dothideomycetes; Mycosphaerellales; Mycosphaerellaceae
Exons: 2
Coding region: 1-657 (218 amino acids)
Source: RefSeq, a predicted model, not a curated record